UUAAUUCAUGAGUUGUAGGGAGGGAUUUAUGUCACCACAAACAGAGACUAAAGCAAGUGUUGGGUUCAAAGCUGGUGUUAAAGAUUAUAAAUUGACUUAUUAUACUCCUGAGUAUGAAACGAAAGAUACUGAUAUCUUGGCAGCAUUCCGAGUAACUCCUCAACCUGGAGUUCCUCCGGAAGAAGCGGGUGCCGCGGUAGCUGCCGAAUCUUCUACUGGUACAUGGACAACUGUUUGGACCGAUGGGCUUACCAGUCUUGAUCGUUACAAAGGACGAUGCUACAACAUCGAGCCGGUUGCUGGCGAAGAAAAUCAAUAUAUUGCCUAUGUAGCUUAUCCUUUAGACCUUUUUGAGGAAGGUUCUGUUACUAACAUGUUUACUUCCAUUGUAGGUAAUGUAUUUGGGUUCAAGGCCCUUCGCGCCCUACGUCUGGAAGAUUUGCGAAUCCCUAUCUCUUAUAUUAAAACUUUCCAAGGUCCGCCUCAUGGCAUCCAAGUUGAAAGAGAUAAAUUACAAAAGUAUGGUCGCCCCCUAUUGGGAUGUACUAUUAAACCAAAAUUGGGGUUAUCCGCGAAGAAUUACGGACCAUAUACCCAUAUAUAA
Molecule: messenger RNA, 604 nt
Organism: Arachis stenosperma
Lineage: Eukaryota; Viridiplantae; Streptophyta; Magnoliopsida; Fabales; Fabaceae
Product: ribulose bisphosphate carboxylase large chain
Exons: 1
Coding region: 8-604 (198 amino acids)
Biological process (GO): carbon fixation
Molecular function (GO): magnesium ion binding; ribulose-bisphosphate carboxylase activity
Source: RefSeq, a predicted model, not a curated record